AUGACGAAUUUCCACAUCCGCUGUCACAACGCGGUGACUCUUGCCCGGCAGCCCGUAACCCGCCGAGAACACAGGCACCUGGCUGCUGGGGCCGCACACGCAGGAGCACGUGGGCGGCCAAAGCCAGCGGAGCUCAGGUCGUCCAGGCCGGGCGCAGAGCAGGACCCGGGAAGCCCGCGCAGAACCUUGCCUCCAGUGGAGCCACACUCUGGACCACAGAGUGCCGGUCCUCCCGGGUCCCUAGAGCUGCCGGAAGUGCCUGUGGGUCGCUUCCGUCAGGCCCCGCGUCGUCCUGCAAGGCCGCUGGCUCGGACCGUUCGUCAGGCAUUUGCAGCUGGGACGCCUCCUGCAGGUUGGCUGAUCAAAGAGGAAAAAGCAGCAGUGUCUGCCAUGGGGGCUACAGCUCCAUACCUGCAUCACUCAGGUGACAGUAACAGAGGCCGGGUGAGUUUUCUGGGGGCCCAGCUCCCCCCAGAACUGGCAGCAAUGCCCCGGCUCCUGGGGGACCUGGACAGGGGCACAUUCAGGAAGUUGUUGAAACUUGUGGUUAGCAGCCUGCAAGGAGAGGACUGCCAGGAGGCUGUGCAGCGCCUCGGGGCUGGUGCAGACCUGCCGGAGGAGCGGUUGGCCGCACUGCUUGCUGGCACACACACCCUGCUCCAGCAGGCACUCCGGCUGCCCCCCACCAGCCUGAAGCCCGAUGCCUUCAAGGACCAGCUCCAGGAGCUCGGCAUCCCCCAAGACCUGGUCACGGACUUGGCCAGUGUGGUGUUUGGAAGCCAGCGGCCUCUCCUCGACUCUGUGGCCAGGCAUCGGGGGGCCUGGCUGCCCCAUGUCGCCACCUUGCGGUGGAGGGUGGAUGUGGCGAUCUCCACCAGCACCCUGGCCCGCUCCCUGCAGCCAAGUGUCCUCAUGCAGCUGCAGCUUUCGGAUGGGUCAGCCCACCGCUUCGAGGUCCCCGCAGCCAAGUUCCAGGAGCUGCGGUACAGUGUGGCCCUGGUCCUGAAGGAGAUGGCUGACCUAGAGAAGAGGUGUGAGCACAGAUUGCAGGACUGAGGGACUGCCAGGCUUGUGGUCCCUGGGGGGCUUCUGGCAGGCAGGGAACUCCAAGGCAAAGCCUGCCUUCCCAGGUGGCACUCUUCAUAUAAAGUACAUAUGAUGUUAUUCUCUGUUUAAUUGAAAAAGACAGCUGUAUCUUCAUUUUUUGGAAGUAAAGUACUGUAGAAACAUGUUCCUCUAA
Manis javanica (Malayan pangolin) is the source of this 1240-nucleotide messenger RNA. The record is from RefSeq and is a predicted model, not a curated record. Lineage: Eukaryota; Metazoa; Chordata; Mammalia; Pholidota; Manidae.